AUUUUCCAUACCCAGUGGAACUUGCAAUUCUUGUUCAACCAACAGUCCGUCUGUAGAUAGUACAUAGAAAUAUUAACACAAUGUUGAGAGCCAGUCGUCCAACCGUGAGAAACGCUACCGUUUCGUUUGUUCGUCAUUUGUCGCAUAAGGAAUUGAAGUUCGGAGUUGAAGGAAGAGCUGCCUUGUUGAAGGGUGUCAACACUUUGGCCGAUGCCGUUUCCGUGACUUUAGGACCAAAGGGUCGUAAUGUUUUGAUUGAACAACAGUUUGGUGCUCCUAAGAUCACCAAGGAUGGUGUCACUGUGGCCAGAUCAAUUACCUUGCAAGACAAGUUUGAAGAUAUGGGAGCCAAGUUGUUGCAAGAAGUCGCUUCCAAGACCAACGAAAGCGCCGGUGACGGUACCACUUCUGCUACCAUCUUGGGUAGAUCUAUCUUUACCGAAUCCGUUAAGAACGUUGCCGCUGGCUGUAACCCAAUGGACUUGAGAAGAGGAUCUCAGGCCGCUGUGGAGGCUGUGGUUAACUUCUUGCAACAGAACAAGAAGGAAAUCACCACUUCUGAGGAAAUCGCUCAGGUUGCCACCAUUUCUGCUAAUGGUGAUGAACAUAUCGGUAACUUGUUGGCUUCGGCUAUGGAAAAGGUUGGUAAGGAAGGUGUCAUCACCGUCAAGGAAGGUAAGACUUUGGAAGACGAGUUGGAAGUCACCGAAGGUAUGAGAUUCGACCGUGGUUUCAUUUCUCCUUACUUCAUCACCAACACCAAGUCCGGCAAAGUCGAAUUCGAAAACCCUUUGAUCUUGUUGUCGGAAAAGAAGAUCUCUUCCAUCCAAGACAUCUUGCCAUCUUUGGAAUUGUCCAACCAAACCAGAAGACCCUUGUUAAUUCUCGCUGAAGACGUCGAUGGUGAGGCCUUGGCUGCUUGUAUCUUGAACAAGUUGAGAGGACAAGUUCAGGUCUGUGCCGUCAAGGCUCCUGGCUUUGGUGACAACAGAAAGAACACUUUAGGUGACAUUGCAAUCCUCACUGGUGGUACUGUUUUCACUGAAGAAUUGGACAUCAAACCAGAAAACGCCACCGUCGACUUGUUGGGUUCUGCUGGUUCUAUUACUGUCACCAAGGAAGACACCGUUGUCUUAAACGGUGAAGGUUCAAAGGACAACAUUGCCGCUAGAUGUGAACAGAUCAGAGUCUCUGUGGAAGAUGCUCUUACCACCGAAUACGAAAAGGAAAAGUUGCAAGAAAGAUUGGCCAAGUUGUCUGGCGGUGUUGCUGUCAUCAAGGUCGGGGGUUCUUCUGAAGUCGAAGUAGGUGAAAAGAAGGACCGUUAUGACGAUGCCUUGAACGCUACCAGAGCUGCUGUUCAGGAAGGUAUCUUGCCAGGUGGAGGUACCGCCUUGAUCAAGGCUUCGAGAAUCUUGGACGAAGUCAAGGCUAAUUCUGCUAACUUUGACCAAAAGUUGGGUGUUGAAGCUAUCAAGGCUGCCAUCACUAAGCCAGCCAAGAGAAUCAUCGAAAACGCUGGUGAAGAAUCGGCUGUUAUCGUCGGUAAGAUCUAUGACGACUUAUCCUUCAACAACGGUUACGAUUCCGCUAAGGGCGAGUUCACUGACAUGAUUGCUGCUGGUAUCAUUGAUCCAUUCAAGGUUGUCAAGAACGGUUUGGUUGACGCCAGCGGUGUUGCUUCUUUGUUGGCCACUACCGAAUGUGCUAUUGUCGAUGCUCCAGAACCAAAGGGUGCUCCAGCCGCUCCACCAGCCGGUGGUAUGGGUGGUAUGCCAGGUAUGUUCUAAACGGAAUGACUGAGCCAUUGAUGAAUUUGACGUUUAAGCAUAAAGAAUGAAAAUGACAUUUACUGUACAGAGAACAGAGUUUGACAGCUUGUUGUUGUCGUCUCCUAGCUCUAUAUCUAUUUUAUUGUAUAUAGUCUUAAUUAGUAUAGAGUUUCUGCAAUCGUUGUAGUUCAUAUUGUACUUGUUAACUAAGGUGUGCUAGAAAUGCGCACUAUCUGAUGAGCAUCGAAUUUAUUUCUGAAAUUUAAUAUAUACAAUCUCUUCUUU
This is a messenger RNA of Scheffersomyces stipitis CBS 6054, 2057 nucleotides long. RefSeq names its product chaperone ATPase (gene HSP60). Gene Ontology annotation, molecular function: protein-folding chaperone binding; ATP binding; ATP-dependent protein folding chaperone. Lineage: Eukaryota; Fungi; Ascomycota; Pichiomycetes; Serinales; Debaryomycetaceae. The transcript has a single exon. Gene Ontology annotation, cellular component: mitochondrial matrix; mitochondrial inner membrane. The coding region runs from base 81 to 1790 and encodes 569 amino acids. The record is from RefSeq and is a predicted model, not a curated record. Gene Ontology annotation, biological process: mitochondrial unfolded protein response; apoptotic mitochondrial changes; protein refolding.